AACUUCCCAAUCAGGAGGCUUUAAGGGUGUUUCUGUGUCCCCGAGUUGCUGGGCAGAGCGGACACAUAACGUCUGCACACAGAAAGGCUGCGUUAGGCUUCGGAAAGCGAAACGCUGAGAGAGGUUUUUGUAAAGUGAGCUGUUUGUUGCCUGCACCGUGUAUUUGACGUGAUGGCAGCGGAUUGUGAGACCUGGCUGAACACCAACCCCGUGGAAUCGGACGACCUGAGCGACUCGUAUCAGUCGGGAACCGAGGAGCGCGGCCUCGUCUCUGGAGCCAACGAUGAAAUCAACGGAAACUGGGUUCCUGCACCAAACGGGACGGUGCACGAGGCUCGGCUGAAGGCCAAGGCCAAGCGGCGCCUACGCAAGAACUCGUCCAGAGACUCGGGCCGGGGAGAUUCGCUGAGCGAGAACGGAGACGCCUCUCGCUCCGCCGCACCCCCCGCCAGCCCCAAAGGCAAAGUGCUGGACCGCAGGUCACGCCUGGGCAAAGGGAGGGGCCUGCCAAAGAAAGGUGGUGCUGGUGGUAAAGGUGUUUGGGGAACACCAGGAGAGGUGUACGAUGAGGAGCAGGUCGACGUCCGGGACCCCAAUUACGACGAAGAUCAGGAGAACUGUGUGUACGAGACGGUGGUGCUGCCUCUGGACGACGACAACUUCACUCAAACCGUCACUCCCAUCGUCCAGGAGUACUUUGAGCACGGAGACACCAACGAAGUAGCGGAGUUAUUGGGGGAGUUAAAUCUCGGCUCCUUGUGCUGCGAGGUCCCGUUCCUGGCCGUGUCGCUGGCAUUGGAGGCGAAGGCGAGUCAGAGAGAGCUCACGUCCUUCCUGCUGUCGCGUCUGUGCGGCCGAGUCCUCAGCCGUUCUGACAUCGAAGCCUCCUUCCACAAGCUGCUGAAAGAGCUGCCCGAACUGGUGCUGGACACACCUACAGCACCCCAGCUGGUUGGUCAGUUCAUUGCCAGAGCUGUAGCAGAUCAGAUUCUCUCUAAGAGCUACAUCGACAGCUAUAAAGGGAGAGUGGACUGCGAGCACACCAGGGCCGCGCUGGACCGCGCCGCCGUACUGCUGAAGAUGAACAAGGAGUCAGGACUCAAGAUCGACAACCUCUGGGGCUCGGGGGGAGGACAGAGACCCGUCAAUCAACUCAUCAAAGAGGUGAACCUGCUGCUGAAGGAGUACGUGCUGUCGGGAGACACGGCCGAGGCUGAGCGCUGUUUGAGGGAGCUCGAGGUGCCGCACUUCCAUCACGAGUUUGUCUAUGAGGCAAUAGUGAUGGUUUUGGAAUCCAAAGGAGACGCGACCCUCCAAGCGAUCCUGAAGCUGUUCAAAUCUCUCUUCGACUCCACUGUCAUCACUCUGGACCAAAUGAGAAGGGGUUAUGAGAGGGUCUAUAUGGAUAUAGCCGACAUAAACAUCGACGUACCGUGCGCUUACGCCGUACUGGAGCACUUUGUGGACAAGAGCUUUAGUGUCGGAGUCAUCGACAAGAAACUCCGUGACCUGUGUCCAUGUCGAGGAAGGAAGAGGUUCGUCAGCGAAGGAGACGGCGGACUUCUCAAACCCGACACCUACUGAGUCUGCUGCGUCCGCCGCGUCGGAGGAAAACUAGCGCCGCAGGGAGAGAAAAGAACAGAGAAGCGUUGCCCAAGAACCAUUUGCCCCAGAAAUUUUAAAACCGCACACACGUGCGUAUAAUACAGGUUUAGGUUUAUAUCUCCUCCUGACAAGAGCUUAGAGCUUACGCAAUGGAACACGGCUAUGGAAGAACGCAUUUCUCUCCAUUUCUCUGUCUCUCUCUCUCACACACACACACACACACAUACGCUAAAACCCUGAACAAGUGCCACACUUUUAAACGAGUCAUUCCAGGUUUUGUAUUUUUGGGUUCACUGCCACUCAGCAAAUUUCCCUGAAGAUCCAGUUAGCAGGAGAAUUUUGAGCCAGUUGUCUUCAUUUAUCCAAUCUGUGUAAUCUGUUUGUUUUGGAAGUUCAGAUUGUCUUUACUUAGCAGUGGCAAUGGAGUUGAUUGGUUUGUGUUCAAGAGGCCUUUAUGGUGUUUUUUAACACAAACACCCCCCCCUUUUCUCUUUCUUUCUUUUUCUUUUCCUUCCCAAUCUGCCUCAACUAUUUCUUGCGUGUCUUUGUUUCCCUGCUCGGUCAAACAAAGACUCAGAUACUGGACGCACCUGAUGCCAAGCUGGCAAUUCAGAGAAAUGUGAACAAAUUCGGGAUUAUUUCACACAAACGGUGUCAAAGCGUUAUUUUUCUAUGUUCCGAACACCGACGUGGGCGUAUUUACCAAAUGUCCUCGCUCUUUGUUGAAAAUGGUUACCAAAUAAACUUAAGCUUAAAGUAACAA
Tachysurus vachellii is the source of this 2368-nucleotide messenger RNA. It is a transcript of the gene pdcd4b, whose product is annotated as programmed cell death 4b. Gene Ontology annotation, cellular component: cytosol; nucleus. Lineage: Eukaryota; Metazoa; Chordata; Actinopteri; Siluriformes; Bagridae. The record is from RefSeq and is a predicted model, not a curated record. The coding region runs from base 172 to 1584 and encodes 470 amino acids. Gene Ontology annotation, biological process: negative regulation of DNA-templated transcription. The transcript is spliced from 12 exons.